AUGGAAGCACUACUGGGUUUAGGUGGUGUUGGUGGCAUCACCGGAAGCUGCGGAUGCCAAUGCGACCACUGCAAAUGUCGUCAGCCCGAUGAAACGCCUUGUCCAAGUUGUCGUCCCAUGCUCUCAACCACAAAAUCGGCAGGAGCCUCGGUAGCUUCAACGACAGGUGUCCAAACUCCAAAGUCUUCCGAUACGGCAGCAGCUGUGGAUCUGUUGAACAUUGCUUUGAAGCAGAUUCGGCGAAGAGGCGGUAUGACCGGCACGAGAAGUGAGAAUUUCUUCCAUCCCGGCGAGGUAUUAUGGGGCAAUGGUCCACCUUCGGGCCGAAUGGGUCAUGGACCCAACUUCAUGGGGGGCAGCAAUCCUUCUCUAUUUUAA
Molecule: messenger RNA, 378 nt
Organism: Hydatigera taeniaeformis
Lineage: Eukaryota; Metazoa; Platyhelminthes; Cestoda; Cyclophyllidea; Taeniidae
Source: the annotation of a GenBank genome assembly